This is a messenger RNA of Myxocyprinus asiaticus (Chinese sucker), 2969 nucleotides long. RefSeq names its product probable inactive glycosyltransferase 25 family member 3. NCBI's taxonomy places the organism in Eukaryota, Metazoa, Chordata, Actinopteri, Cypriniformes, Catostomidae. Bases 124 to 1899 code for a protein of 591 amino acids. The transcript is spliced from 12 exons. The record is from RefSeq and is a predicted model, not a curated record.
GAGAGAACGGAGACUUUAGGGGGAAUGUGAAAUUUAGGGAAGAUCCCUCUUUCCCUCAACUGCUGACGCGGAUGGGGUCUGUAUGCGAGACGACGCCGCUGACAAUCGAAAUCCAAUCCAACCAUGUUGUCUUGGAUUACAACUAUUUUGACCAUUCUUGCGGUAGCACAAUGUUUCUUUACAGAGGAAAAUUAUACCGAAGAGACACAGAUGCAGCCGCCCACGGUCGUAAUAGCAAUAAUCGCACGUAACGCCGCUCAUUCUUUACCUUACUACCUCGGAGCUCUGGAGAGACUAAACUAUCCCAAAGAGCGUAUCUCUAUCUGGGCAGCGACAGACCACAACAUUGACAACACAACAGCAAUCCUGCGAGAAUGGCUCACCAUCAUGCAAACCCAAUAUCACUUUGUAGAGUGGAGACCAAUGGAUAAACCCAAGGCCUAUACAGGUGAGCUGGGGCCCAAGCACUGGACAAACGGCCGCUAUGAACAUAUUAUGAAGCUCAAACAGGCAGCGCUGAACUUCGCCAAGAGACGCUGGGCUGACUACAUUCUGUAUUCAGACACAGAUAACAUCUUGACCAACCCUGACACACUGCACCUCCUCAUGGCGGAGAAUAAGUCUGUUAUCGCCCCCAUGCUGGACUCACAAUCAGCAUACUCCAACUACUGGUGUGGCAUCACCCCACAGGGUUACUACCGUCGUACUGCUGAAUAUUUUCCAACAAAACAACGCCAGAAACUGGGCUGCUACCCUGUGCCGAUGGUUCACUCCACUGUUCUGCUGGAUCUCCGCAAAGAGGGCACCAAGAAAGUGGCCUUCCACCCUCCUCACAAAGACUACUCUUGGCCCUUUGACGACAUCAUUGUUUUUGCCUUCUCUUGCAGAAUAUCCGAGGUUCAGAUGUACCUGUGCAACAAAAAGCGUUAUGGGUAUCUGAACAUACCUGCAAAGCCUCAUCAGACCAUGGAGGACGAUCAAAUACAUUUUGUCCACCUGUACCUGGAAUCUUUGAUCAAUGGGCCGCCCAUGUACGUCUCUCGCCAUGUUCAUGUUCCACCCAAAAAGUCAGACCUCAUGAAAUUUGAUGAGAUUUACUUGAUAAACCUUCGCAGACGUCCAUCCCGAAGGGAUAGGAUGUUGUGGUCGCUGUAUGAGCUAGAGAUUGAUGCUAAAGUAGUGGACGCUGUAGAUGGGGCAGCUCUGAACAGCAGCGAUAUAAAAAUUCUAGGCGUUGAUCUCUUACCUGGUUACUACGACCCCUUCUCUGGCCGCACUCUGACCAAGGGAGAGGUGGGCUGCUUCCUGAGCCACUACUAUAUCUGGAAAGAGAUGGUAGACAUGCAGCUUGACAAGGCGCUGAUUUUUGAGGAUGAUGUACGUUUUCAAGCCAACUUCAAGCGACGGCUAAUGCGAGUAAUGGAGGAAGUGGAGCAGGUAGAGCUGGACUGGGACAUCAUAUACCUUGGUAGGAAGCAGGUGAACCCUGGAGAGGAGGUUGCAGUGGAAAAUGUGAGGAAUCUAGUGCAUGCUGAUUACUCGUACUGGACUCUGUCUUACGCCAUCAGUCUCCAGGGAGCUCAGAAGUUGCUUAAUGCUGAACCGCUAUCCAAGAUGCUUCCAGUGGAUGAGUUUUUUCCCAUCAUGUAUGACAAGCACCCCAAUGAGGACUACAAAUCCCACUUCCCCAACCGGAAUCUGAUGGCAUAUUCCACAAACCCCCUUCUGGUUCAGCCCUGUCACUACGCCGGGGACUCUGAGUGGGUGAGCGACACUGAGACCUCUACGCUGUGGGAUGAUGACAAUGUGCGCACAGAUUGGAGGGGGUCACAUAAAACUCUCAAGGGCUCCCAGCCACCAGCUGGUCUGCAGAGCGCCACCUACAAGGACGAGUUGUGAAGUACAACCCAAAAGCCCCGUCAGUGUCCAUUUUCUAGGAGUGGAUAGAUCAGACUGAGUGAGCAGCUCAUUAUAAGGGCUAAUGUCACUCAAUAUGGAGAUCUUAAGAAUGUGGAAGAGACAAGGGAGACCUGGGACCAAAACUGGGAACCUUUACAACUAGUGGUUCAAGGGAAAGCUUGAUCAUUCUUUUAAAUUUGACCACAAUGAAAAAGAGAUGUUGUUGAAAUGUUGUUUUUUCUGUUAAAUUACAUGGGAGCAUCUAUAACAGUGUGCCGUUCUCUUCUUGUUUUAUGAAUUAUGACCAACAUGCUCAGACAAUCGAACAAACAUAGGUCAGAUGUGUGUAUUUGAAUUGUUUGUGCAUGUAUGUGCAUGUGAGUGAAUGUGUGGUGUGUUGUUUUGGCAUUUAUGGUGCAUUUUUGCUGUUGAAAUUCUCUGUUCUUAUAUUAUUUUCUUAUUUAUUUCACUUCCCUGUCAUAUUCCUUUUCUGUGUCGCUCCAUAAUGAACAGCAAGACCAAUUUGUUUGACAUGACAAGAAUGUGUAUGUCAGUUUUGUUAAAUGCUGUUUAAUCAAUUAAAAGUUUAUGAAAAUUGACAAAGCUGGAUCCCAGUCACAAUAGGAAAAAUGUGUAAAUUGUUCUGGCAUACUGUAUCUGGUUCAAAGAUUUCAUUAUGAAAAAUACAUUUAAUCAAAAUCAUGUGGUAAAAAAUAGACAAACAUAUUUAUUCAUGGUUUCAUUUUUAAUGUGACUUAAAAAGGGAAAGCAUUGAUUAUCUACUUAGACACACUGCAAGGCAAUUUCACUCCAUUUCUAGCAGAGGCUUAUUGGAACAAUAACAAGUCACAACUGGUGCAUCUCUAUCACCAUCUAUUGGUUAAACUACAAAAGCACAACAACCACAAACUUGUAUUCCUUUACUGCAGCAGGUCAUGUUAUGAGAGAGGAUAUAUCAGUGAUUAAUUAAAUAUUCUGCAUUUGUUCUGAUUUAUGAUUUAUUUUUACUCACUGAUGAUGAUGAUGAUGUUGGGCAACAUCGAUCUAUAAAAUAAAACAAAAAAAUAUUU